AUGAAGUCUGCCGCAGUCAUCCUAGUGAGCUCAUUGUCCACCAUUGUUGCUGGACAUGGCUACCUUGUCACCCCGGACAGUCGAACAAAGCUCGGAUUUGAGGCUGGAACUGACACAUGCCCUGAGUGCACCAUCCUCGAGCCUGUUGCCUCUUGGCCCGAUCUCGACGCAGCCCCCGUUGGCCGCAGCGGACCCUGCGGGUACAAUGCCCGUGUGAGCGUCGACUACAACCAACCCGGCGCGAGCUGGGGCACUGAUAUUGUCAAGACUUACAAAGCUGGCGAUGUCAUUGAUGUUGUGUGGUGUCUUGAUCACAACGGUGAUCACGGCGGCAUGUUCUCAUACCGUAUCUGCCAAGAUCAGGACAUCGUGGACAAGUUCCUCGACCCGGAUUACCUGCCAACCGACGAGGAGAAGCAGGCGGCCGAGGCCUGCUUCGAUGAAGGUCUUCUUGAGUGCACCGGUGUGGAUGGACAGACCUGUGACUACAGUGCCGACUGUGGUGAUGAUGAGGCUUGCCACCGCAAUGACUGGUUCACUUGCAACGGCUUUGACGAUACCAAGUGCCAAGGUGUCGACAACGCUGAGCUUGGCUCCUGCGAGACAACAAUCGCCGGCGGUUACACUGUCUCAAAGCAAGUCAAGAUUCCAGACUACGUCUCGAACCACACUUUGCUCUCCUGGAAGUGGAACUCUUUCCAGACUGGUCAGAUCUAUCUCUCUUGUGCCGAUAUUGCUAUCGAGUAA
This is a messenger RNA of Penicillium vulpinum, 747 nucleotides long. RefSeq lists its product as uncharacterized. The coding region runs from base 1 to 747 and encodes 248 amino acids. The record is from RefSeq and is a predicted model, not a curated record. The transcript is spliced from 2 exons. Lineage: Eukaryota; Fungi; Ascomycota; Eurotiomycetes; Eurotiales; Aspergillaceae.